Molecule: messenger RNA, 3979 nt
Organism: Peromyscus californicus insignis
Lineage: Eukaryota; Metazoa; Chordata; Mammalia; Rodentia; Cricetidae
Gene: Chst4
Product: carbohydrate sulfotransferase 4
Exons: 2
Coding region: 79-1290 (403 amino acids)
Biological process (GO): protein sulfation; carbohydrate metabolic process; N-acetylglucosamine metabolic process
Cellular component (GO): Golgi membrane
Molecular function (GO): N-acetylglucosamine 6-O-sulfotransferase activity
Source: RefSeq, a predicted model, not a curated record
UGCUCUGCCUGGCAGGCAGUGAAGCUGAGUCUCACAGGGGAAGCCCAAGCCAUUAACAAGGUCUUCUACUUCCACAGGAUGAUACUGCCUAAGAGAGGGAAGCUGCUACUGUUCCUGGUUUCUCAGAUGGUAGUCAUAGCUCUCUUCUUCCAUGUGUCCAGCCAUGGAGGAUUGUUCCAGAACGAAGAGCCCAGGAGGCCUGUGCACGUGCUGGUCCUGUCUUCCUGGCGGUCAGGAUCCUCUUUUGUGGGGCAGAUUUUUGGGCAGCACCCAGAUGUCUUCUACCUGAUGGAGCCUGCCUGGCAUGUGUGGAUGAGUUUCACCACCAGCACCGCCUGGAAGCUGCAGAUGGCAACUCGGGACCUUUUGCGUUCCGUCUUCCUGUGUGACAUGAGUGUCUUUGAUGCCUACAUGAAGCCAGGCCCCCGAAAACAGUCUAGCCUCUUCCAGUGGGAGCAAAGCCGGGCCCUGUGCUCGUCACCUGUUUGUGACUUCUUCUCUAGUGACCAGAUCAGCUCACCUAACAAUUGCAGGAUGCUCUGUGCUCAGCAGCCCUUUGAUAAGGUGGAGAAGGCCUGCAGCUCUCACAGUCAUGUGGUACUCAAGGAGGUGCGUUUCUUCAACCUGCAGGCCCUUUACCCACUGCUCACAGACCCUUCCCUCAACCUGCAUGUCGUGCACCUGGUCCGAGACCCCCGGGCUGUGUUCCGAUCUCGGGAACACACCAGAGGAGACCUCAUGAUUGACAGUCGUAUGGUGCUGGGAGAACAUUUGAAAAUGAUCAAGGAGACAGACCACCCCUAUUAUGUCAUGCAGAUCAUCUGCAAAAGCCAUGUGGACAUAGUCAAGGCCAUCCAAGCCCUGCCCAAAGCCCUGCAGCAGCGCUUCCUGCUCCUGAGGUAUGAGGACCUGGUUCAGGCACCUCUGGCCCAGACCUCCAGGCUAUACGAAUUUGUGGGGUUGAAAUUCUUGCCGCAUCUCCAAACCUGGAUUCACAACGUCACCCGUGGCAAGGGUAUGGGCCAGCAUGCCUUCCACACUGGCUCCAGGGAUGCUAUCAAUGUUUCCCAGGCAUGGCGUCGGUCCUUGCCUUAUAAAAAGGUUUCUCAACUCCAAGAUGUCUGUAGCGAGGCUAUGGAUUUGCUGGGAUACCUUCAGGUCAAAUCCCAACAAGAGCAAGGUAAUCUGUCACUGAAUCUUCUGUCUUCCUCCCACGCCUUGGGGAAAGUCUACCAAGAAGGCUUAGGGGAUCUGUCUGUACCAGAUGGUUCCAGCCUCAGCCACCAUUAAAUGAUCCCAAGCCUUAACAGUAUCACCAGACGAGCAAGCUGAGCAUCAAUUGUGCCUCCACAGGCCCAAGCAGAAGAGUCUUUGUGUCUGUACUCAGGUCUACACUGCAUCUGAGCCUAAAGCCAAGAAACAAUCUCUUUCUCUCUUGAAGAGACAGACUCAGGAACCUUGAGCAGCCCCUCCACCCACCGAGCGAGAAUGCCACCUUCCUCCUCUCCUUGGCCUUCCUACUUGUUUAUACCUCAGAGACUAUGGCCUGGAGACCCAUUAGACACAGCAAGCAGCAUCCACAGAGCAAGUCCAUAAGCCUCCCUGUCCAUGUCCCCCCAGUGAGAAGGGGGAGAAUAAAAACCAGGGAAAGGGGGCUUUUCACCAAAGAGCUCCCAGCAACUUCCACAGAGACCAGGCCUCAGAGUUCCCAGCACAUUCAAGGAAGCAGGAGCAGGGGGGGUUGCUUACCUGUGAGUCUGCCUAUCGCAUUGUCAGUUACCAGAAACAGGAAGCAAACACCCCGCCCAACCAGACUGGCGCUCAAGUUCACGGUGUGGUGGGUCUGGACGGCAUCUCUCCUCAGUGUUUUCCUGACAUCUGUGAAACUGCCCUGCAGUGAUAUGAAAAUUGUAACCCAAGCUUCUGCUUCCCCUUGUAAGUUUUCUAACUACCAGUAGCCAAUGUUCAUUCUCAUGGGGCUCUAAAAAAUGGACAUAAUCAUCUUUGUAGAGUUUUUGUAUUGUCUUUUGCUAUUAUCUAACAUAUAUAAAAAUCACUACCCUUUUUGGAGUCAGAUGAUGAACUGAGUCUCUGUUGCCUUAAGAAUUGGUGGAAGGCAGCUGCAACAGAACACCAUUGCAAAAAGCGACUUUGGGAAGAAUGGAUUAUUUGGUUUAUAAUCCCAGUGGGUACAGUUCAUCAUGGGGGGUACGGUAUGGUAGCAGGGGUGUAAGGCUGGCAGAUCAUAUUUCACCCACACACAGGACACAGAGAGAAAGAACAGCAAGUUGGGCCAGGUUGUAAAACCUGAAAACCCACCCCCAGUGACACACUUCCUCCAGCAAGGCUCCACCCAAAAGUUCUGUGACUUUCCCAAACAGCACCAAAAAACUGGGGACUUAGUGGUGAACUGCAUGAGCCUAUGUGGGAUAGUGUAUAUUCAAAUACAGCGUGACAACCAGCAACUCAGCCCUUUCUUGUGCAACGUAUGCAUUGUAACAAUGUGUGGAUCACUUUGGGAGCUCUGCACAUAAUUCUUUUAUGAAGAUCUCAGUUCUAGUAUUUAUCUCCUCCUGUUACUAACAGGCAUCUCCCCUAAUAAGGAAAAUUAUUUCUUCCAGUCUUUGCAGAUGUCCCUAGAUCCAGCUGUGCUUUGAGACCACCUUGUACAGAUGCACACUGCCAAAUGCUUCUUCAGGGCUAGUGGGAUCAGAGCCUCUCAGUGUGGAAUUCUGGAUGCUCAUCCCACUGCCCGGCUGUCUGUCCAGGGCCUACUCACCUCUUGUGGCACAAGGUGCCUCCUAUGUUAGACAGCGACAAAAUUCACUUCCUGGCUCCAAGACAUGUUAAAUACAUGUCUUUCUAUAGAAAGUGCUGGAGAGAUGGCCCAGAGGUUAAGAGUGUGUACUCUUGGAGAGGACCUGAGCUCAGUGUCCAGCACCUAGGUUGUGUGGCUCUCACAAUUGCCAACUUGAGGAUCUGAAUCUCUUUUGUGAUAUCCAUGGGCACCUGUACAAGCAUUGUAUACACACACGCACACACACACACACACACACACACACACACACACACACACACAGAGAGAGACAGAGACAGAGACAGAGACAGAGACAGAAAGACAGAGAGAGAGGUCAAAAUUCUCUUCCACCAUUCUUCUAAGCAGCAACCGCGUGCUCCAUCCUCUGAGAUACUUGAGUAGCUAGCUGCCUUUACUAGCAGGGUUGGUUGGAGUUCAUUUAUAUACCACUUCAAAGGAGAGAAUUUAUUCUACCAUCCACAUCCAAAUAACUCCCGGAACUCCUCAAGAGCUUAGGACCUGGGGCUGGAGAGAUGGCUUAGUUGGUAAAUCGCUUGCCACAUAUGCGCAAGGACCUGAGUUCAGAGGCCCAGAACCCAUCUUAAACCCUGGGCAUGAUGGUGGGUGAUUGUACUCCCAGUGCCACGUACAGAAGGGGUGGUAGAUCCCUGAAGCUCAUUGGCCAGCUAACCUGACCACAUAUACAAGCUUCAGGUUCAAUUAGAGACCUCAUCUCAAAAAAUAAUGCAUAGGGGCUAGAGAGACAGCUCAACAGUCCGGAGAACUGACUGUUCUUCCAGGGGACCUCAGUUCAAUUCCCAGCACCCACACGAUGGCCCACAACUGUCUGAAACUCCAGUCCCAAAGGGAUCCAAAACCCUCUUCUGGCCUCCAAGGCGUGCAUGUGGCACACAGACAUGCAGACAAAACAUCCAUAUGUCUAAUAAAUAAAUAAAGUUAAAAAAUAAAGUGGAGAGCAGUAGGGAACUUCAACUACAAUUUAACAGCAUUUCUAUCUGUAAUGUCUGUGUGGUUUCACUUUCUAUGUAACGACAGCAAUUGAUAACACUUUAACAAAGUUUAAUUAAAACUAUUUUAUUUUCAACUUGUGAAUAGUGUCUCCAUAAAGGUAGACUCACUUUAUGGUGAUUUUUGUACAAAAUCUGACCUGGUUAACCUGUA